Messenger RNA from Andrographis paniculata, 2121 nucleotides. RefSeq lists its product as uncharacterized. The transcript has 9 exons. Gene Ontology annotation, cellular component: nucleus. The coding region runs from base 213 to 1784 and encodes 523 amino acids. NCBI's taxonomy places the organism in Eukaryota, Viridiplantae, Streptophyta, Magnoliopsida, Lamiales, Acanthaceae. The record is from RefSeq and is a predicted model, not a curated record.
GCCCCGAAAGAGGAUCCGAAAUCACAUACGCGUCGUUCUAGAAUUUUCGAUUCCCCUCCAAAACCAAAACCCUCGCUCCGAUUGGCAGCAACUCAGUCAAUUUCCAAUUCCCGCCGCUGCUUUCGCCGUCGUGUUUCCAAAGCUUCACAGCAUUCAGGCGCGGUUGCAGAUAGCUUAGACCGAAAGUUGCGCUUGAUUGUUUGCUUGAUCGAAUGGCUGAAGAAGAAGGAGAACAGCCGGGGAUUGAGCAGCGGAUAGAGUGCGCCAUCACCUCUCGAAUUCAGCAUUUCAAAGAACAAGCCGAUUCAUUGACGUUGGAAUCCGUUCGGAGACUGCUGGAGAAGGAUUUAGCCCUCGAAAAAUUUGCGCUGGAUGCCCACAAGCGAUUCAUUCGGCAAUACUUGGAAAAGAAAAUGGAUAGCACUGGUGAUUAUACCCCUAAAACAGAUUCUGAAAAUGUGGAGAAAGACAUGCAUUUAAAUAAAGAAGAAGCAGCAACAUCUCCCAAGCAGCAUGAAACGAAGCCCAAUAUGAAAAAAUCUAGCUCAGGAGAUGAAGAAACGAUGGAAGACUCCCCUAUAUUGGGUGUCUUAACACCAAAAUCUGAAACUGAUGGCAAAGGAUCUUCUGUUACUGAGAGCAGCGUUAAAAAAGCAAUCUGGGAUAGAGCUGAUCAUUUUCUAUCUAAUUCUGAAAAUAUUACUUUGGGUGGAGUCCGCCGACUUCUAGAGGAGGAUCUUGGACUUGCUAAAGGCUCUCUUGACCCCUUUAAAAAGUUUAUUAGUCAAGAAAUAGAUCAGGUGUUAAAUCCACACCAAGAGGCUAAAUCCGCCAAGGAAAUCAAGAAGAAGAAAUCUCAGAAUUUAAAGCGCGAUGAAUCUAAAGAGAGCAGCAGAGAUGCAUCUGACUCUUCAGCCAGUGAAAGUGAUGGGAUGGAAGAUAAAGUAAAACCAAGAAAGGCGGCUACCUCUAAAAGGAGUGUAAAAAGAGUGGAACCGACAAAGAAACGAAAAUCUGGGCAAAAACUUGAUAGCUCUGGCAAGGAGAGCAAACUUGUGAAGAGGCAGAAAAGGGAAGAUAAUGACUCUGAUGCAGAUGGAAGCUUAUCUGAAGAUGGCCAAUCUCAAUCAUCUCUUGAAAAAUCAUCACAGAGACAAGACAAGUCAACUCCUGGAUAUGGGAAAAAGGUAGAGAAUCUGAAAUCCAUAAUCAGAGCUUGUGGAAUGAGCGUUGCUCCUUCAAUAUACAAGAAGGCUAAGCAAGUACCAGACCACAAAAGGGAAGCCUUUAUAGUCAAGGAGUUAGAAGAGAUUCUUUCAAGAGAAGGGCUGUCCAAAAACCCCACUGAGAAAGAAAUAAAGAACUGUAGAAAGAGAAAGGAAACAGCCAGAGAACUUGAAGGUAUUGACAUGAGCAACAUUAUUUCAAGUUCACGCCGAAGAUCAUCCUUCAGUUUUGCAAUGCCUGUGAAGCCUGAAAUUCCUACCAAAAAAGACAAGGUUGGUACCAAGAUAAACAAAAAAAAUGACAGCAGCGAAAAAACUCACAUCGAUGGAAGUGAAGAUGAGGACAAAGAGGAGGAGAAGAAAGAAGUUAAGAAAGUAGAACAUGAAAAAGAGAAAGAGGAGCCUAAAGACGAGAAAGAGGAGAAAGAAGGGGAAGGUGAUGAUGACGAAGAAGAAGUUGAAGACGACGACAAUGAUGGGGAGGAGGAUGAGGAAGAAGAGGAAGAGGACGAAGAAAGCGAGGGAUUCGAUGAAGAUGACAAUGAUGAUAGUGACUAAACUCUGCGUAGCAGGUAAAACAACGACUCUACCUAUUCUUGGAGUUGUAUAAUCACAUCGAAGUGGUCAGGUACCAUUAGCUUCCAUAUAUACCUUACCCAUCCCAUUCAUAUAUUGGGGUAUUUAAUUUCUAUGGAGAUCACACCCAAAACUUACUAUAGGACUAGUUAUUUUACUACAGUGAUUUCCGGGAACUAAUUGGUUUACAUAGCAUAAUUUUGUGUCGAUAUUACAUGCCUUGCGCCUGUCCUAGUAUCUAGGCUUUAAACGAUGACUGUGUAUUGACAUUGGUAUUGUGUGUAGCUGUGGUUUUGUACUUUUGUAUUAUUCAUUCAUC